Solea senegalensis (Senegalese sole) is the source of this 7277-nucleotide messenger RNA. RefSeq names its product tripartite motif containing 66 (gene trim66). The record is from RefSeq and is a predicted model, not a curated record. The transcript has 17 exons. Gene Ontology annotation, molecular function: zinc ion binding; protein binding. Bases 2180 to 5866 code for a protein of 1228 amino acids. Lineage: Eukaryota; Metazoa; Chordata; Actinopteri; Pleuronectiformes; Soleidae.
CUGCUUUUGGUGUAGCUUCAAAAGUGUGUGAACUUCACGUUGUUGUAAGAUUAGAACUUAUAACCUCAGAGAUACAAGUCAUCUUCUGGUGGACUGAGAUACUGGUCUUGAUGCUCUUACUCUGAAUUUGGUUUCUUGGUCAGUUUUCCAAAAAUGAAUUACGAGGAGAAACAGUUUGAUACUUCAUAAUAUGCUAUGACUGGGCUGCCCCAACGAACUUCACCACAGAUGGGAUCCGAAACCACAUUUCCUGGCGUAGGAAGCCAAGUAACUGGUGGUCUGAUGUUUAAUUAUUACAAUACUGGGGAAUUAUUACAUUAUCAGGACCUGCGAAAUGAAGGAUAACCUGAUAAUGUAAUAAGCUCCCGUUAAUGUAAUACUUCUACACCAGUUUUAGUCAGUUUAGUCAGUUAAGUGUUAGUGAAAUAUUAAUAGACUAAUUAACUAUUUCUAUAAUUGAGUAUUUGGUUUGUGGACAAAUGAAGACAUUUUCCGGCCAUUUCCUGUCAAUAAUUAAUGAACUAAUUAAAUAGAAAAUAAACGAACAAUCUGUCGAUUAUGAUGAUAGUUGUGCGUUGCAGCCCUAAAAUCACCCAUGAUCUACAUUUGCGUGCUAUUGUAACCAGUAAUACUGCAGGCUGGUUGUGAGGCUUUCAGAGUAAACACAAACUGCUGCGGCUCUUUGUGAAGCAUUUAAAACGAGGCACAUGACGAGAAGACAAACACAACCGGGCAAACAUCUCUUCACCGUCUUGUUUACGUGUGAAGCUGCAGCAAGCGAAGAGUUUUCGGUGAGUUUUUCUUUUUUAAAAGCUGUAUUUGCAUUUUGUAAACAGGGCAAGUUAAGAUGACCGUUGUUGUUGUUGGAUUUGAAAUCUAUCUAUUCCCAGUGAAACGUCGUCGUAACUUGGUUGGAGAUAAUCUUGCUUUAUCUGAGGUCUCAUCGCUCAAAGAUGCCGCACAGGGGACACUUUCAAGGGACACGUCACUGCACAGGUUUCUAUUAUUGUGACAUCUCUGGAGAUGGCAUGCCUAUCUAGUGCCAGCUUUCCUUAGCAGGGCAGAGCGGCUGCCAGGAGAGGAGAGGAGAGGAGAUUUCAGAUAACUGCUGGAGGAGGGAGGGGCUGUGCUGGGAAAAGCAAGUGCGCAGUUAGAAAAUGCUACGGAGGCGGGAGGGUGUAUGACGACUGACUAAUUGUGUUUCAAAUUGGGUCUUUGAGUGCACAGUGGGGAAUGGGAUUGCACUGAGCUCCCCGCUGAAGCACCCAAGGAUGAGAAAGUUGUCGGAUUUGUAGGUCAGGCUGCAGGGGUUGUCGUUAGGCAGAUUCGCUCGCAGCUCCACACAUCACAUCAGUUUGAUUGUGAUGGUGAGUGUGUGUUUUAAGUUAACAGCACCUUGUUACUCAGUUUUCAUUAAACAUUCAACAUUCUUUCUCCUCUUCUCUGUUUAUACUGGAACCUUUAUCUGGCCGUGCAGUAAAUGUUGUGUUAAAAUAUUAAUUGAUUUCACAGUCUAAGACAGAGCUGUAGGAGUAUCCUCAUCCCAUCUGGAGCUCAUCAGAGCCUGACCCGGUUUCGGCUGUGCUACGAUAGCGCGUGGCUCCACUGGGACCUGGCCCCUCCUCGAGCUGACAAAGAGAAGAAGGCCACAGCCGACCCAUCCAACCCCAAUCUGACACAACCAGAGCCUCACAUCACCUAUUCCUGCCUCACACUGCCUGAUCCAAAAACCUAAAAGUUGCUUACAGUACAACUCCUCCUUCCUGCCGUCCUUCCUUCCUUAUAGUAGGUUAUUUAGUCUACCUUCUUCCAUUUUGGAAAGGGCUUCCGGGUAUAUUGUGCCCUACAAAAAAAAUAAUUAUCUUAUCUCCCUAAUUCCCAAUUAUUAUGCACAGGCUUAAAAAAAAAGAAAGAAAAGGAUUAGAUCAUGUUGCCGUUUUGUUAGCUGCACAUGUGGAUGUGACGCCCGUCCUCUGCUGCAGUGAGCGCGGCCCUGCACAUGGAUGAAGUGGAGGAGGAAGGAGCACGCCGAGGCUGUCAUGUAAGCUGUCUCCUCUGGGGCCACCGCGCGGUGUGCACUGCUUCCUGCCGCCUGAGGUAGAAGCGUCAGUGUUUCUGCUGCUGAGGCGUCACACUCUCGUCCUCCUCUCUGUCCCUGUGAGAAGGCAGCAGCGCUGAAAUGGAGAAGAUCUGCUCAGAGUGCGCCGAGCCAACGCUUGCACAGAGUCUGUGUACGCUCUGCAACAAGUGGUUAUGUUACCAGUGCACAGACGUGCAUCAGCACCAGAGGCCUGCAGCCGCCGCUCCGUACGCAGACCUGCACCAGCAGAGGCCCAGCGCUGCCCCGCGUUCUGAGCAGCACCAGAGAGGCGCCGGUUCGAUGCCGCCGACGGGACAAGGCCCAGGGUCGUAUCCUUGCUCCCUCCUAAUGUGCCACUCUCACAGACAGGAGCCCUUGGAGCUGUUUUGUGAGUCAUGUGACCUUCUGUGCUGCAGCAGCUGUCACCUGUCCUCCCACAAAAACCACAGAGUGGUGCCGAUCGGGAAGGCGCUGCAGGAUCAGCAGUGGCUGUUUGAGAGUCUGACGGUGCAGGUGGACGAGAGGAGGUCUGCGGUGGAGAACAGUGCGAAAGAGAUCGAGGGCAGACUCCACGGCGUAAAGAUCGCUCACAGGAAGGCAGAGAACCAGAUUAAAAUGGCAAAGAUGAUUAUGAUGAACGAGCUUAACAAACGAACCAACCUAUUAAUAGAGCAACUGGAGAAAAUCUCCGAGGACUUCCAGCAGCGUCUGGACGACCAGCUGCAGGGGGCGAUAGAGACGUGCGGCCAGCUGGACCACGUCCAGAAGUUCAUCACCUGGGCUACGACCCACCAUCGCAGAGGCCCGGUGCUCUUCAGCAGGGCUCUGAUUUCACUCCAGAUGCAGCAACUGCUCGAGCCUCCUCUCCACUCAGACUCUUGGAGUCCGGUCAAGAUCAAAUUCAACUGGGACGCAAGUUACUGGAUGAAGCAGAUCUCCACUUUGGGCCAGCUGACUGCUGAAGGAGGGAACUGCACUUUUCCUCCGGCUUUGUCCUGCUCCAGUAUCCUGAGGCCUCAGCCCAUCACCUGCUCGGCGCUGCCGCCUGUGUUCCACAGACGAGAGCCGGGCUGUGGGUACCAGGCCUGCUGCGAGCCACAGAGGUGCUGCCUGCACGCCGUUUCCUCGCAGCAAGAUCUUUCCAGUCUGGACAAAAACCAAGCAGAGGCCGCGCUCUAUAACUCCAGCUGUGUUCAGCCUUCUCUCUUCUCUGCACCCCUGCACCAGAGCCAGCAGCUCCAGAGGUGCUGGGAGACAGAGGGCUCCUCACACUGUCCUCCUCCUACAUCGCCCGUCCCAUUCAACUGCAGUCGAGGAUCUGCGUCCCAGCCACAGGCUCCUGACUCCCACUCCCACUCAAAAUCUUAUCCUUCCUAUCACCACCACCACAGAGAGAUUCUUCCAGAGCAAAGUGCAGACUGUGGCAGGCCAGCGCAGUAUCAGGGGAAGCUGAGCUGCACAGCUGCUGCAGACAGAGGUGUGGUGGCUGAAGAGAGCUGGGAGGAGAGCUGCACAGUGGAGGAGGCCGGUGGUCGCACAGAGCAGGAGGACGAGGACCUGCAGCAGGUCAGGGAGGAGCAGAGUCCAGCCCAGCAGCAGCAGCGCUGUGUUACGCCUGCAGCAGAGCUGAGGAAAGAGCACCAGAGGCCCAGACCUGCACUGACACUGAGUGACCAAAGGCAUGGCAGGAGAUCCACAUCCCUGGAGGUGUCGGUGACAGCACACGACGGUGCGUCUGAUGUGCAGAGCAGCAGCAGCAGGCUCAGCCCGAGUUCGGCGUGCGCGAGGAGGAAGAGACGUUCCCAGAGCAUCCCGGCAGAACUGGCAGCCGCCUCCGCCAGCCCCUGCACCGAGAGACCCGCAGGAUGCAGCCUAGCGGCAGGAGCCGCAAACAAGUUUGUCACUGUGGAUCCCAGACAGAGGAGAGCAUCGGACGGGGUGCUUUGUGUCGUCAAGGAGACGGCAUCCGUCGUGUCCGCCAAAGUCCACCGGUCUCCUCUGCUGUGUUAUAAGACAGAACCAGAUUACUCAUUCACUUAUGUAAAUGAAGAGAUCAAUUGCGAGGUCAAGGAGAAGUGCAGGAUGUCGAGGAGCAGUCACGGCAGAAACUCUCAGAAGGACUCACUGAGGCCCAGAGUGCCGGUGGUUUGCUUAGAGCGUCUGAAAAUCCUCGUCUCGCAGCUUCCCCCGCAUGGACGACGACAGAGCGACCCUUUACCUGCCGGCGCGAUGGAGAGGAGCGAAACUCUACCACAGCAGAAAACCUGGCAGGGCGUGAAGCCUCGAAUAUGUGGAGGCUCUGAGACCAGGAGGAACACCCAGUCGCUCACGGCGCCGCCGUACGCAGCCGAGCGCCAAACUCAGACUCCAUCCACCGCGCUGUCGCCCAACACUGACUUUGACACUCGAGGGAGAUUCAUCCCCUGUAGAGCAGGAGCCUCCGUGGACCCUAAAUACGCACCACAGAGUUACUCCGUGCUGGAUAUAGACUCUGAUUCUACUCUUAGGUCGUUCUCAGAGAACACAGCAGUUUCUGGGCCUGAUCCAGAACCACGGGUAGACCCAGACUCAGACCCGGAGUCUGACCCAAAUGCAGAGUCCUCAUCGGAGGCUGAACUUGAAUGUGUGGCUGAGGAGAAAUCAGUGGCUGCCGGUGAGAUGGGGCUCUGCAGUGAGACUGAUAUUGCAGGGGAUUCAGAGCCAAGUCUGGAAUAUGAGGAAGACCCAGAAUCAGAUGCGGAAGUGGGGUCAGAGGAUGAUCAGGGACUGAACGCUGAUGCAGAAUCAGGCGACGCUGAAUCCGAGUCUGACAUUCAACUCGAGUAUGACCCCAGUUUUCCGGCUGAGACUUACUCUGACGUUGCGCCUGAUCAGCCUCCGGACUACCAGGGCUCUGUGGAGUCUGAGCUCGACGCAGAAUCCGAACCCGACGUGACGACCGAUGACCCACAGCCGCUUCGCUCUGACCUGGAAGAGGAAUCCCAUAUUGGACGCAGUCCGAGGCCGCUCCUGAUCGCGAACCCUGCACCUCAGAGGGGGACAGAGGACAUUCAGGACGACGAGCAGGACAACGCAGAGAUGGAGAGCGAAGACUUCUGUGCUGUGUGUCUGAUCGGCGGCGACUUGCUGUGCUGUGACCGCUGUCCCAAAGUCUUUCACCUUUCCUGCCAUGUCCCGUCUCUGCUGAGCUUCCCGUCCGGCGACUGGGUGUGCAGCCUGUGCAGAGACGCUCUGCAGCCGGAGGUUGAGUACGACUGUGAGAACGAGAGAACAUCUGGAGAAGAGAACCUGGCACGUGGACUGUCUGCAUGUGACCAGAGAAAAUGUGAGCGGCUGACUCUUCUGAUCCUCAGUAACAUCCUGAGUGCGCCCUUCCAUGAGCCCGUCAGUCCACUCGCUCGACAUUAUUACCAGAUCAUCAAGAGGCCGAUGGACCUGUCUGUGAUCAGAACCAAACUCCAGAAGAAAAGUUCUCGACACUACAACUCCCCCGAUCAGUUUGUCGCCGAUUUCUAUCUCAUGUUCCGCAACUGUGCAAAGUUCAAUUACCCGGACUCUGAGGUGGCCCAGGCAGGACGCAGCCUCGUGGCGUUCUUCGCUGCCAGGCUGAAAGACGUUUUCCCGGACAGAGUUUUCCCCGCGGCCGAGGCGGAUUCUGACAGCGACGAGUACGACGAAGCCUACAGGGCGGCGGAGAGCGGCUUCCCCUGGCCUGAGCGGAGGGAGCAGAGCCACAGGAAGAGGAAACGGAGAAACUCUCUCAAGUCGAGGAGACAUCACUUCUAAGCGGAGGUGAAUUGGAUGCAGCUACAAACACAAUUCAUGCCUGAAUGUAUUGAAACAAUACUUCUUCCUCUUAUUCUUCUACUUCUUAUUCCACCGUUUUUUUUUGCCUGUUAACUAGUUCCACACUCGUCAACAUAGACAGAUAGCUCAGUUAGGGCAUUAUUCAGUCCAUUUAGAACCUAAACUACCAGAACGUAGAAAAAUGUGUCUAGUUUCAUACACUGGAACUACCAAAGCACACUGACUUACUGAGUGAGAGGAGAACCAUCCAGCUUCAAUAAAACCUGACCUCUCCAACUCCAAUUGUAAAACUGCCGUAUCUCAGGCACUUUUGACUCUUUGAAUCUUCACAAAAACCUACAUCAGGGUCUUUCAGCAAAGCCUUGUGACAGCAAUACAAAAACUAAGGUCUUUGCUUUACAAUGAGCAGUUUGGAAGGUGCUUCAGUGGUGCUCUCUGUGUGACACACGCAGCUGAUUCAGAUCAGCCGAUUAGACUGCUCACAGGUAAACACAGCAACACAGUGACAGCGAAUAUUCAGCUCAUUUAGGACGUCAUAGUGUUUAAAUCCACCCGUCCUCCGUGAACGUUCACAGUAGUGUUCGACUUCAUGUGAAAAUAUGUGUAACACAGUGAGUUAGCGUCUUCCUGUGCAAUAGUGUUGUUCACAACGCGAGAUUUCAUUUUUGCGAUCACCGCGACAGCCCCUAAUGGAUGUAUUCAGAUUUGUGGAUAUAUUUCCUUCUUUCGGUCCCUCGUUUUGCACAAAUUUUCUUCUUUCUCAACAUUCAGACACUCCGUUAGAAAGUUGAUCUUCAACGCAGCGUGCCAGAUUGGCUUCAGCUCGGGCAGACGGCAGCAAUACCACUGUCAUUUGUUCAGAAAUUGCCUUUUCUCUCGAUGAUAUCAUUGUAGACUUAAAUUGAUCACAGGAGCGGAGAAUGUUAAAGUUAAGAUUAUAUAAUAAAGGCAAUAUAUUUGGAGAUAUAUCAGUUUGUUGAGUUGCUUCUGAUUAAAACGACGUGGUGUUACGAUAUUAUGUCUCAUUAUGAACGUUGAUCAUUUGAAAUUAGGUUUGACGGCACAGGAAAUGUCUUUCUACGUUUACAAUCAGACCUGUCGUUUCUGUAUAAUGUACAAAGAAGAUGUCGUGGUUGGAUGUUCAUUAAUCUCACUUUGCGUCAUUGUUACUAUUAUUAAAAAUAGUACUUUAUUGAGCACUUUGGAAUAAGUAAAUUUAGUAUUAAGUGCACAGAAGUUUAUUUCACAGUAUUUGUCACUUUAUUUGUGAAAUAAUUGCAGGUGAUCGUCAUAGGCCUGAUUAACAACUCAACUAUGUGUCUUAGUGGCUGUGUUUUGAAAAGCAGCAGUGAAUCAUGUUUUAUUUGGAACGUGAAAGAGGGAACUUAUG